Messenger RNA from Rattus rattus (black rat), 1615 nucleotides. RefSeq names its product aldo-keto reductase family 1 member E2 (gene Akr1e2). Gene Ontology annotation, cellular component: cytosol. The coding region runs from base 79 to 945 and encodes 288 amino acids. The record is from RefSeq and is a predicted model, not a curated record. NCBI's taxonomy places the organism in Eukaryota, Metazoa, Chordata, Mammalia, Rodentia, Muridae. The transcript has 9 exons. Gene Ontology annotation, molecular function: aldose reductase (NADPH) activity.
AUUACCCUGAGCGCCCGGGGCUGUUCGCUGUCACCUCCAGUGCAGGUUGGGGGCUGAUCCUUUGAGCGAAGGGGAGCCAUGCAUCAAAUCCCCACAGUGGGCCUGGGCACCUGGAAGGCCUCUCCAGGAGAAGUGACCGAUGCGGUUAAGGUGGCUAUCAACCUGGGCUACCGGCACUUCGACUGUGCUUACUUAUACCACAAUGAGAGUGAGGUUGGGAUGGGAAUCAAGGAGAAAAUCAAGGAGGGUGUGGUGAAGAGAGACGAGCUUUUCAUCGUCAGUAAGCUGUGGUGCACAUACCACAAGCAGUCUUUGGUGAAAACGGCAUGCACCAAUACCCUGGAGGCCUUAAACCUGGAUUACCUGGACCUCUACCUCAUGCACUGGCCCAUGGGCUUCAAGCCUGGGGACAAAGAUAUCCCUUUGGAUCGCAGUGGCAAGGUCAUACCCAGUCACACCAGCUUUCUGGACACUUGGGAGGCCAUGGAGGACCUGGUGAUUGAGGGUCUGGUGAAGAACAUUGGGGUGUCCAACUUCAACCAUGAACAGCUUGACAGACUUUUGAAUAAGCCUGGUUUGAGAAUCAAGCCAAUAACUAACCAGAUUGAAUGCCACCCAUAUCUUAAUCAAAAGAGCCUAAUUGAAUUUUGCCAUGGAAGAAAUGUGUCUGUGACCGCUUACCGUCCCCUCGGUGGCUCAAGAGAUGGGGUUCACUUGAUGGAUGAUAUCGUUAUUCGGAAGAUUGCAAAGAAGCAUGGGAAGUCUCCUGCUCAGAUUUUGAUCCGAUUUCAGAUCCAAAGGAACUUGAUAGUGAUUCCCAAAUCUGUCAACCCAAGUCGGAUUAGAGAGAAUAUUCAGGUAUUUGAUUUUGAAUUAACUGAAAAAGAUAUGGAGGAACUUCUCAGCCUCGACAAGGACCUCCGCUUGGCCACCUUCCCAUCGUAAGUCUGUCUCGCUCUCUUCCUUUUAAAGAGAAAGGGAGCUACACACAAGCAGGAUGACUAGAUCUUGAAUAGGUAUUUACUUUUAUAUUUCAAGCUCAAUUAAACUGUAUCAUGACUCUUCCCUAUCUAAGGCUGGGCCAGUGAAUAAAGACAAUGACAUUUAUACACUAGAGAGGCACAAUUCUUCCACUUAAAAUGUUUUCAUUAAGAAUGCCCAUUCUCUGUUUCUCACUUUGAUUUUUGAUUGUUUUCCAGAACUGAAGAUCAUAAGGACUAUCCUUUCCACAUAGAAUACUAACGACAGCUUCACUCUCCAUCAUUUCUGCUCAGUGGAAACAGAUCUCCAGCGUCAGCAGCACUGAUCCACCUCUGCAGAGGCUGUGUGGUCCCUGCGUGGCCACAGCAACAGACACAGCCACAGCCAAAAAUGACAACAGAGUCGGAACAAGGAAAAUCCUGCCUAGAACAGAACCAGUUCGGAGAAAAAUAAAGAUCUAGGGAUGAGAAAGGGAGGUACCACAAGGCCUGUGGCUGCCUCCAAGUUGUUAUGGAAAGCCAAGUGCCAAGAAUAAUGUAAUUUGUGUCAGUUAGCCCUAGUCCUUGUGGCUUCUAUUCUAGGAAGCGAGAUGCUGAUUGCUCAUGAAUUAAAGUUACCUUCACAUUUUAAAAAA